GUGUUAUUGGUGCUGGUGGUGAUGGUGGAGAGCUAGUCGUCCAAAAAAUUCAGCGCAGAGAGAAAUCUAAAGUUUGAGCGCCAACACGGAUUUUCUUUGGGAUAAACGCACAGGCCUCGCUGCUAAAACGAUGCCCUAUUCAAGGCGGUACGCAUCGUCAGAGCGGGCCAGCCGCAGCAGCUAUCAGGACCGCUAUCGUGAGCGUGAUCGAGAGAGAGGGAGAAAGCCACGCCAUAGGCGCUCGCGGUCUUUCUCCUCAAGCAGUGAGCGGGAACGGAGGGGACGAGGACACAGGCAGGAGGCCACUUAUGCACGCUCCAGAAGCUACGACAACCGCUCUGUGGACAGGAGGCCGUACGACAGGCGCUACGGUGAAAACUACCGGCGGCAGGAGCACGAACGAGAACGCGACCGUGAACGCGAGCGACUGACCCCCGACGGCUUCCACUCGCGCGACGCUUCGACCAGUUACGACUACCGCCGCACGCACCAGCGCCACAAGAGCAGCAGGCGUAAGCACAAACGAAGGCGGCGUAGAACCAGGUCCUAUAGCCCAUCCUCCUCGCGGAGUGCCAGCGGGACGCGGCCGCUAUGUGUGAGGGACGACGAGGAGGGUCACCUGAUCUGUCGGAGUGGCGACGUCCUGCAAGAGAGAUAUGAAAUUGUUGGCACUCUGGGAGAGGGCACGUUUGGAAGGGUGAUGGAAUGCAUUGACCAUCGCAGAGGUGGAGCUCAUGUGGCCCUGAAAAUCAUUAAAAAUGUUGAGAAGUACAGGGAGGCUGCGCGACUGGAGAUCAAUGUCCUGGAGAGGAUCAAUGAGCGAGACCCUGAAAACAAAAAUCUUUGCGUGCAGAUGUUUGACUGGUUUGACUAUCACGGCCACAUGUGUCUCAGCUUCGAGCUGUUAGCACUCAGCACCUUCGACUUCCUGAAGGAGAACAAUUACCUCCCCUAUUCCAUCAGCCAGGUCCGACACAUGGCCUACCAGCUCUGUCUAGCCGUCAAAUUUCUGCACGACAACAAGCUGACCCACACAGAUUUAAAACCAGAGAAUAUUCUCUUUGUUAACUCAGACUUCACUAUAUCAUACAGCGCGGAGAAGAAGAGAGAUGAGCGUGCGGUGAAGAGCACUGCAGUGAGGGUAGUUGAUUUUGGCAGUGCUACGUUUGACCACGAACACCACAGUACCAUCGUCUCCACCAGGCACUACCGUGCACCUGAGGUUAUUCUCGAACUGGGUUGGAGUCAGCCUUGUGAUGUGUGGAGUAUCGGCUGCAUCCUAUUCGAGUAUUACCUUGGCUUCACACUUUUUCAAACUCAUGAUAACAGGGAGCACUUAGCCAUGAUGGAGAGGAUACUGGGUCCUGUUCCUUCUAGGAUGAUCCGCAAAACGAGAAAACAGAAGUACUUUUACCGUGGACGUCUAGACUGGGAUGAAAACUCCUCAGCAGGAAGAUACGUCCGAGAGAACUGCAAGCCCUUGCGACGGUACAUCCUGUCUGAGGCGGAGGAGCAUCACCAGCUGUUCGACCUGAUCGAAGCCAUGCUGGAGUACGAGCCGCCCAAACGCAUCACUCUGGCCGCAUCGCUCAGGCACCAGUUCUUCCAGAGUCCCAUCAGUGCUGGGGAGCAGACGUCGGGAAAACCCUGGGAGACCAAUCGUGAUAUUAGCCGGUGACCUUUGACUCUACCUGCCUUAGAAUUAAUUUUUUUGGCGGCAAAAAAAAAAAAAAAAACUUCACGUUUUUUGAGGGGCUGUGAACAGAGGGGACGUGCAACAACAAUUGGGGUUUACUUGGUAAAACUUUUUUUUUUUUUUUUACAUUUUCAGGCAACCUCACUGACCAAGUAGUUUUAAGGUGGACGGAUUUAUCGGGUUGCACUGCCGUGUCAGCUUUAAAGCAUGUAAGGAUGAAGUAGGACCCGUUUACAGUAGUUUUGUAUUUAUGGAGUGCAUCAUUUCAAAGGUUAACCUAGACGCAGAGUCUUCCACACAUCAAGGACACGAUGGAACGAACUAUUGACCAUCUAAAAAUCAAAUACUGCAAACUUGAAAUAUGUGGAAAAGCAUACAAGAUCUCACGUGUUGUUGCGUAUAUAACCAUCUCUAAUUGUAAAAUGGGCAAAACAAGGUGUUUGUUUUCUAGAAGCUUUGGAAAAAACAUGAAUGUAAACACGAAGUUGGCUGCAUUUGGAAGCUGAGCCUGAAUCACGGACUCCAAUAUAGUAGUGUUUUUAUUGGACAGGAAAUAGUUGAAGAGCUGUUUCAGCAUAGACACACUCCUUGAUCCUAGCUCUGUUAGUCUCAUCCGACAGCAGCUACUGUUCUCUGUAGCUCACUGCUACACACACAUGCGCGCGCACACACACUCUCUUUCUCUCUAGUAUUUUCUAUUGAAGCCUUUUGUUCAUGUAAUCAAGCACAGAAUUUUUUUUUUGUGCUCUGUGUCAUUCUUGCCAGCACAGGUUUACAGUAUUUAUUUGAAUCAGCAUUAUUUUUGUUGGUGUGUUUUUAUAUGAAGCUAAAGGUGUAUAUCUGUAUAUACAAAUAUAUAUGUAUCUAUAACUGUAUAGAAUAAAGGUUCUGUCUGUCUGCCUGGCGUUUGUUGAAGUCGUGGCAGCAAACGGCAGAGAUCAAGUGCGUGUACAUUGUUUAUACCUUUAAAAGGAAACUAAACAGUUUAUUCUUUGUAUAUUGCAUUGCCUGUGCUGUUUUAUUUGCUUAAUGAAGGCGUGUGAUAGGAUCGACUUUCUCUGUAAUGUCCUAAUAAAGUCAGAACACAAGGUAAACAAUA
Molecule: messenger RNA, 2795 nt
Organism: Clarias gariepinus (North African catfish)
Lineage: Eukaryota; Metazoa; Chordata; Actinopteri; Siluriformes; Clariidae
Gene: clk2a
Product: CDC-like kinase 2a
Exons: 13
Coding region: 131-1678 (515 amino acids)
Biological process (GO): protein phosphorylation; regulation of RNA splicing
Cellular component (GO): nucleus
Molecular function (GO): protein tyrosine kinase activity; ATP binding
Source: RefSeq, a predicted model, not a curated record